AUGAAAACAAUUUCCGAUCGCGGAUUCAAUCGUCAUUCCAUCGAAAAUAUAUAUUCUUCAUACGAUGAUCCCGUGAAUUUAUUGUCGAAUGAAAGAAGGAGAAGACAUUCAUUCUCCCCGGAUUACUCUCCCGAAUUGGGAUUGGACGAUGGAACCGAGUGUAAUUUAACAGAUAGAAACGCAUUGAAACAAUCGUGGUAUAAAACAAUAAGAACCCGAUACCAGAUGGCGGGUAAAGGAGGAAUGAAAAAAGAUAUACAAUUUCCUAAAUCCCUGGACAAUUACAGGACGAGUUAUUACACCGAUAUUAAAAAUGCCAUAAUAAGAUCCGGUAGUAAAAUAUGGGAUGAAGCCGAUAAGAGAACUCGAUUCACCCUGAGAAGGAAAAAAACGGUUCGAUUCGAUGGUGGAGGAGAUGAAAGCGAAAGUUUCGAUUCAGGUUGGAUGACGUUGGAUAACGUCGAAAGGUGGGAUUCGCUCAGACAAGGAUCACAGGAUUCGGGAACGAAAGAUUCUGGAAUAGAAACUUCGAGCAAUUUUACAUCGAGCGAAGAUUCUAAUAGAGAUUUUAAGCAUCCGCUUUCAUGGGAAAUAAGCGAAGAUGGUACUCAUCUCAUCGGUCACAUGAUUUUAAACAGAUCAAGGGAACCGAUGUCGGGUACGACGCCGAUAUUAGGGCUCAAAGUCGAAGGGAAUAGACUUUUGGAUAGCGGAAUCCGUGGUGCGUUGGUGGAAAAAGUCAAAAAAGGAAGUAUAGCCGAUGUCGAAGGACAACUUCGUCCCGGAGAUGAAGUGAUCGAAUGGAACGGACGAUUAUUUCGGGGAGCGACGAGCCAAGAAGUGUCUGAUAUAAUCGCCGAAAGUAGACAAGAUCCCCAAGUGGAAUUGUUGGUUUCGCGACCAAUAGGACCAAAAAGGCAGGGAGGUACCUUGCCGUGGACUCAGGGACAACUUCAUACGUUUUCAAGACGUUCUUUGAAUAUUUCACCUAGUCUGACGCAAAAUAAAGACGUCUACGAAACGAGAAUGAGAGAUAAACCAAGCGUUCGUGUAACUUCACCAGGCAGUCCUGACAUGCAUUCUUUGAGGCCUUCUAGGAUUAAACAAACCGUAGCAACAAAUGCCAAUGUCGGUGGCAGGAUGCAGGUGAAACUUUGGUUUGACGCGGUCGCUUUACAACUCGCAGUUACUCUCGUGUGUGCCGCUGAAUUAACACCCAGAAGUAACGGCGAACCGAGGAAUCCCUACGCGAAACUAUUUUUACUGCCGGAUAAAAGUGAAAAAUCUAAAAGACGAACCAAGACAAUAGCUAAUACAAAUGAUCCCAGGUGGAAUCAGACAUUUGUGUAUUGUGGAAUUAGACGAAACGAUUUAAAAUUAAAAAUAUUAGAAAUCACCGUUUGGGAUUACGUGAGAUUCGGAGCGAAUGAUUUUCUCGGUGAAGUUUUAUUAGAAGUUAAUAUGGCUCCUCUAGACGAGGAACCGACGUGGUAUCAUUUGAACGCUCACGAAGAAUUGCUUCCUCCUUAUAGGAGACGAGGAGAAAAAGAAAUGGACUUGGAUUUGACUCCUACGGAUCAUCUUUCUCCUCCGAGCACAACGUCCAGACUAUCUGAUUCGGAUGCGAGCGAUUUAGAGGAUUUAACGAGGGAUAGAAGAGUUGCCGAUGGUGCUAGCAUAAGUAGUUUAGGAAGUUCCACGAGUCCUCCACCCGAAAUCGAAAUGAGCGAAAGAAGAUCACGAAGAGAUAUGUCUCCCCAGGGUAGAAAACGGACGGCAGUUAUGAUGAGUAGAGAAAAACAAGGAACUCAUCAAACUCAUCGAAAGGGUGAUCAAAUCAUUGUUUCACAAAGAUCUCAUUCGGCUGCUCCCACCGAUUCGCCUUCAUUACAUUCAAGAAGCAGAUCUAAAAGUCCCGAAAGAAUAGGUAGUCUAUCACCUUCCGAAAGAAGCGUUUAUCCUUCCCACUCUUAUGUGCCAAGAUUCGCGUCCAGAUCAGCCACUGUCACGCCAACAGGGUCUCCAAAAAAAAGACAUCUUCCUCAGAUUCCUUCCUUUCAAUACAGACGAACAUUUAGAGAGACGUCCAGUCAAGACUUAGAAGAACGUGCUCAAUACAUUAGACAAAAAAUGGCCAUGAUGCAAAGGAAAAAAAGUAGCGGAGUUUGGGAUCGUCAUUAUGGAGGUCUCAGCGAUAGCGAUCUUCCCACAUCGGAUAUGAAAACGAGAAUGAGAGACUGGCUGUCACCGGACAAAGGUUUUGGGGAUAGCGAUAUGGAAAGUGUUGUUUCCGUCACAAGUAGUGCUUUCUCAACGCAGUCUGAACGUCCUCAAAGACUUAGCGAUUUUCCAAAUUCAACUCGCGAUGCGAGAAACGAAAAUGGUGGUGGAAGAUCAUCGAUAUCCGAUCGAAGAGAUAGAUCUCAACAGAGGCAGGAAAGAUCGUUGGAAAGAAAUAAUCACGGAGGAUCGAGAAGAGGACAAUUUGUGAGAAGUCUUUCCAAUGCUGAUGUUCCACCAGAAGAAAAAAGAGAUGGAAGCCUCAGUGAUACCGCCGUGGGUCCCCUUCACGACAUGGAAAGGCGAGAACAUAGAAAACAAGGAAACGAAAGAGGAACAAAAAUAUCAUCAUCAUCAUCACAAUUUUCAGGCAUGGGUAAAAAAAGCAAUUCUACCUCCCAACUUUCCGCAACCGGUCGUAAGAGAAGAUUAGGGUUUGGAAGAUGCGGGAAAACAUCUUUUACCGUGCAUAGAAGCGAAGAAGUUCUUCCAGAGGAUGUUAGAAGAUUAGCUAAACAAGGUUCAUCUUUAUCUAGUGAUGGCGAAGGCUCACAAGACGGUGACAGUUGGGCUCCAUCUUUGAAAAGUUCAGAAGGUGGACAAUUAUCGGAUUUCAUCGACGGUUUGGGUCCCGGUCAAUUAGUCGGACGUCAAGUACUCGGUGCCCCAUCUUUGGGUGACAUACAAUUGAGUUUGUGUUAUAAAAAGGGACACUUGGAAGUGGAAGUGGUGAGAGCGAGAGGAUUACAAGCGCGUCCCGGUUCUAAAAUUUAUCCCGCGCCAUACGUAAAAGUUUAUCUCGUGAAUGGGAAAAAAUGCGUUGCAAAAGCUAAAACGGCAACGGCAAGAAGAACUUUAUCACCCUGGUAUCAACAACCGUUAUCAUUUCGUGAAAAUCCAUCGGGUUGCGUUACCGUUUGGGGCGACUAUGGUAGAAUCGAAGGGAAAAAAGUCUUCAUGGGGGUCGCACAGAUUAUUUUAGAUGAAUUGGAUCUAUCGAAUAUUGUUAUAGGAUGGUAUAAAUUAUUUGGAACAUCAUCAUUGGUUAGUGGACCUCCCUCACUCGGUUUAUCACGCCGUAGUUCUCUUGCUAGUUUAGAUUCCCUUAAAUUAUAA
Pediculus humanus corporis (human body louse) is the source of this 3396-nucleotide messenger RNA. RefSeq lists its product as uncharacterized. Lineage: Eukaryota; Metazoa; Arthropoda; Insecta; Psocodea; Pediculidae. Bases 1 to 3396 code for a protein of 1131 amino acids. Gene Ontology annotation, cellular component: presynaptic membrane; cytoskeleton of presynaptic active zone. Gene Ontology annotation, biological process: regulation of synaptic plasticity; regulation of membrane potential; positive regulation of synaptic transmission. The record is from RefSeq and is a predicted model, not a curated record. Gene Ontology annotation, molecular function: transmembrane transporter binding; small GTPase binding. The transcript is spliced from 16 exons.